ACACUGUUGAAAUUGGAAUGCACAACAGUGCUUUUACAACACGUCUCCUCAAGCAAGAUGCCGGCCCUUGAUUUGAUCGACUACUCUCCGCAGCAACCGCAGCCGGUGCCACCUCUUGCCAAUGCUUCGAAUGUCAUCUUGAUCGACAAUUUUGACUCAUUCUCCUGGAAUAUCUACCAGUAUUUGAUGCUCGAAGGCGCAUCUGUCACAGUAUACCGAAAUGAUGAGCUCAGUAUAGAAGAGCUCGCGGCGCUGCGCCCGACCCAAUUGGUCAUCAGUCCAGGCCCAGGUCACCCCAAGACAGACUCUGGAAUCAGCAGAGAUGCGAUCAAAUACUUUGCUGGGAAGAUCCCUAUACUUGGGGUUUGUAUGGGACAGCAAUGCAUACUAGAUCUAUACGGAGGAGAUGUGAGCUAUGCUGGAGAGAUCCUGCACGGGAAGACAUCGCCACUCCGCCACGAUUCGAAAGGCGUAUACGCCAACCUACCUCAAGACCUGCCUGUCACUCGAUAUCAUUCUCUUGCGGGAACACAUCCCACUCUUCCGGAAUGCCUAGAAGUAUCCUCUUGGAUCGCAUCAGGCGUAGAUGGCGGCAAGGGGGUCAUCAUGGGUGUUCGGCACAAGGAGUAUGUAAUAGAGGGCGUUCAAUACCACCCCGAGAGUAUUUUGACAGCAGAAGGCCGUGUCAUGCUUAAGAAUUUUCUGCAAAUGCAAGGAGGAACUUGGGCGGAGAACGAACGACUACAAAAGGAGGCCGCAAGCAACGCCAAGCAAGUUUCGAAUGGAGCAAAAGAGAGCAAGAAAGAGAACAUUUUGGAGAAGAUCUUUGCGCACCGAAAAUUAGCAGUGGCAGCACAAAAAGAGAUUCCAUCCCAGAGGCCUAGUGACCUCCAAGCUGCAUAUGACUUGGAUAUUGCACCUCCUCUUAUACCACUCGAAAAGCGUCUUCGCAAAUCCCCGUUUCCUAUUUCACUAAUGGCUGAGAUUAAACGAGCCUCUCCUUCCAAAGGUGUCAUUUCAUUAUCAGCAUGUGCUCCAGCCCAAGCGAGAACUUACGCUCUGGCUGGCGCAAGCGUGAUUUCCGUCCUUACUGAGCCUGAAUGGUUUAAAGGAAGUAUCGACGACCUUCGCGCUGUCAGACAGGCUCUUGAGGGAAUGCCCAAUCGCCCGGCAGUAUUGCGUAAGGAAUUUAUCUUCGAAGAGUAUCAGAUUUUAGAAGCAAGGUUGGCUGGCGCCGAUACAGUUCUGCUGAUAGUCAAAAUGCUGGAUGAAGCUACUUUGACAAGAUUAUAUCACUAUUCUCGAUCACUUGGAAUGGAACCGCUGGUGGAGGUCAACACAGCUGAUGAGAUGUCGAUAGCUGUCAAGCUUGGCGCCAAGGUCAUUGGGGUCAACAACCGAAAUCUCACAAGCUUUGAAGUCGACCUUGAAACUACGAGUCGACUACUUGGCCAGGUCCCCAAGGAGACUAUUGUGUGUGCACUCAGUGGCAUCUCUGGACCUCAAGAUGUAGUAGCAUAUCAGAAAAAUGGUGUUGGCGCAGUUCUUGUGGGCGAAGCUCUCAUGCGAGCAAGAGAUACUGCCAAUUUUAUCCGUGAGCUCCUUGGAGGAUCAGAGCCGGUCGCAAAAUCAGCGCCUGGAAGCCUUCUCGUGAAGAUCUGUGGAACAAGAAAGGCAGAAACUGCGUUGGAGGCCAUCAAGGCUGGUGCGGACUUGAUUGGCAUGAUCCUUGUUCCCGGAAGGAGCAGACAUGUCCCUUAUAAGGACGCUGUUGCGAUAUCAAAAGCUGUUCAUCAAUCACAAGUAACCACCGGAACAGUAGUGUCUGAUCGGGUAAGCAGCCAGGCCUCAGACUUCUUCGCCAAUGCUGCCUCAAAUGUUUCAAGUCACCGACCGUUGCUGGUCGGCGUCUUCCAGAAUCAACCCCUGGAGGAGGUCUUGGAGCUACAGAAAGCCUAUGACCUGGAUAUUGUGCAACUCCACGGAGAUGAGCCAUUGGAGUGGGCCAAUCUUAUCCCUGUCCCUGUUAUUCGAAGUUUCAAACCCGGUCAGCCUGGUCUUGGAAAGAGGGGCUAUCACACUGUACCGUUACUGGAUUCUGCGACUGGAGGGUCUGGCCAGAAACUAGACAUUACAGAAGUGAAAACAGCACUCACAAAGGACCAGGGUUUAAGGGUAGUACUUGCAGGUGGACUAAACCCAGAUAAUGUGGCCGACGUUGUACGAGCAGCUGGUUCUCUAGGCGACAGGAUCAUUGGCGUCGACGUAAGCAGCGGUGUUGAGGAAAAUGGGGUUCAAAGCGUGGCGAAGAUUCAGGCUUUCAUAAAAGCAGCUAAGAGCGUUAGGUAA
Amorphotheca resinae ATCC 22711 is the source of this 2349-nucleotide messenger RNA. RefSeq lists its product as hypothetical. Gene Ontology annotation, cellular component: cytosol. The record is from RefSeq and is a predicted model, not a curated record. The coding region runs from base 58 to 2349 and encodes 763 amino acids. Gene Ontology annotation, molecular function: anthranilate synthase activity; indole-3-glycerol-phosphate synthase activity; phosphoribosylanthranilate isomerase activity. Gene Ontology annotation, biological process: L-tryptophan biosynthetic process. NCBI's taxonomy places the organism in Eukaryota, Fungi, Ascomycota, Leotiomycetes, Helotiales, Amorphothecaceae. The transcript is spliced from 2 exons.